UGACUAUAUAUACUUACAGGUAGAUUUUGGGCGAGUGACGUUGAUGAAUUCUUACAAGGAACUGGUGCGAGAGUCCAGACCUGGCGAGGAGGUGGGCCUGGCCAUGGACCUGACUCGUAAGUCAGCCAGGCUCACGCUGGAUACCUUUACACGACUCAACGCUCUGCUCAAGGACAUCUCCUCAGGAAACUCCUGCAGGAUGCAGCUGCCAACUUUCCCACGGACACUCAACACUUGUGGAGAGAGUAAGGAGUGUGUAUACAGAUAUCCUCACCCGUUUGACACCUGCCAUCCAGGCGUCUGUUGACAGAUUGAGAAGUGUGUAUACAGAUGUCCUCACCCGUUUGACACCUGCCAUCCAGGCGUCUGUUGACAGGCUGAGGAGUAUGUAUACAGAUGCUAUUGCCGGUUUGACACCUCUCUUGCAGACGUCUAUUGACAGAGUGAGGAGUGUGUCUCGGGAUACCUUCGACCGCCUCUUUCCCAUCAUCCAGGCAUCAGCCGAGAGACUGAGAAUUGCUUACACUGAUACAGUCUCCCGUCUCCCGCCCGAGGUUCAAGCACCGAUAGAGAGACUAGUCAGUACCUUGAAGAAUGCCAUCCAGAGGAUUCCCCCUACCAUAGAGGUAUCAGUGAACAGUGUGAGUGGCAUGUAUGUAGCAGCCGUUGCACGCAUCACUCCCAUAAUACAAGAAACUCUCAAAACCACCGGGGAAAUUGCUAUGGAUCCAGUCACACGUUUGCCACCCGCCCUCCAGCAAUUACAGCUGAUCAUCGGAACUACGACUUCUGACGCUGUUGCACGACUAGGCCCCAUGAUCCAGGCGGGUUUCGACGCCUUCAGGAGGUCCCUCAAUGAGGAGAGGGCCAGAGAGAUAGCAGCGGUGAUUCUUGACUAUGGAAAGUAUGUGUUUGAGGAGGCCAGAUUGUGGAGCAAGGUGGCGCUAGUGCUGGUCCAACUCACCCCAACCAUCGCAUCAGGAUCUCCCAGACUACAAGGGUAUUUGCAGCAGAGUGGCUGAGGAGAGUCAUCACCUCACUAGAGGUGAGUACGAAGCCGCCACCUCAUCUCUACAGAAAAGGCUUCGUCCCUGUCAAAGUGACAAUGAUGGCUCACAGGGACGCACUCUAGCGCCUCAAAGAGGGCAGGAAAGAGCAGGUGGAGAGAGAAAAGAAUAGAGUGUUAACAUGAACCAGAAAAAAUGACAAGACAUGAAAGAGUACACAGAGGAAGAAAUAAUGAAAGGUGCACAAAAUAAGUAACAAUAAUAUAAGGAAUAAGAUAAAAAUACGGAGUGUAAGAGAGAGAGAGAAAUGAGAUAAAUAACCAAGCUUAAAUUACAC
This is a messenger RNA of Cherax quadricarinatus, 1344 nucleotides long. NCBI's taxonomy places the organism in Eukaryota, Metazoa, Arthropoda, Malacostraca, Decapoda, Parastacidae. The record is from RefSeq and is a predicted model, not a curated record.